AUGAACUUUUUAUAUUUAGUCAGCGCAUUAUUUGCCUUAAUGCAUUUUCCAUCAUAUUCUUCCGCUACAAUGACUAUGAGGGAAGAAUUACUAAAAGCUCAGAAUGAACUUAAUAUUGCCUUUAAAUUUAAUGAACUGCAUUUGAUACAGUUUACGGAUUUGUGGAUGAACAAUUUAACUCUCUUAAGCCAAGAUCACUUUGUACCAGGUUUUUUGAAUGCUCGAUCAACAUUAUUAGACAUAAUUGAGGAAACAUCAUCCUAUAUCAGUUCAUUUGACUCAAGUACUUGUAAGGAUAGAACAGAGCACUUGUGGAAUAGGCAAGCGUCAAUGAUAGGAAUUCGACUCCAAUACUGCAUGAGAAUCACAAAAAGGAUUGUUGGAGAUGAGAUCAAUGACGUAAAUUUACAUAUUCCAAAUGCACAAAGAUUAGUAGUACAUACACCGAAUCAAGGAUUGAACAUAUUAUCACAAAAUUCAAUAUUAGAACCGCCAGGUCACAUUUACAGAUUAAUUAACAAUCGUCUUAGAGAUUUGCUUAGUCGAGCUGUACCCUGGAUUUUAAUAAUGGAUGAGCUUGUAGACUUAUUCUUCCAUCACAUUCACACAGCAGAAAUUAUGGUUCAAAGAUGUCAUGAUUCAAUUGUUGCUGGAUUUCGACAAGAAGCUGAAAAUCAUCGCAACAUGAUUGAAAGUUGUUAA
Chironomus riparius is the source of this 702-nucleotide messenger RNA. The record is from the annotation of a GenBank genome assembly. NCBI's taxonomy places the organism in Eukaryota, Metazoa, Arthropoda, Insecta, Diptera, Chironomidae.